Molecule: messenger RNA, 1008 nt
Organism: Callorhinus ursinus (northern fur seal)
Lineage: Eukaryota; Metazoa; Chordata; Mammalia; Carnivora; Otariidae
Source: RefSeq, a predicted model, not a curated record
AUGUCAAUUCCAACUGCCCCUGCCUUGGGGCAUGUGGGCCCCAACCGGCUUCCCUCACUCACGCUGCCCGUCCAGCCCCUGGAGGCCUCCUGCGCGGCCCUCCUGACAGAGGACCUGGAGGUGGCCCAGAGGGUGAAGUGGCAGGAUGUCCACAACGUACUCGCAGAUGGUUCUGGAAAAAUAAUAAAAGAAGAGAAAAGGAGAGAGAGACACAAAAGCAGCCAAUUCCCGACAAGGUGGGACCCAAGGGAAGGGCGUACUGCUGUGCAGUGUGCUAUUUGUGUCAGCUUUUUAGUAGGUCUGGCAUUUUUUCAAAAUAAAAAGGGAGAGAGGAGAGGAGAGGAAGGAGAGCUGAACGAGCCUGCUCUUCCGGGGCCCCUUCCGGUCUUGAGUCUCGGGCCCGGUGUCAGUGUGCCAGCCACGGGCCGUGACGCCACGCCACAGACUGGGUGGCUCAAACAAUCACAAGCUGAUCUUCUCACACUUCUGAAGGCCGAAGGUCUAGACGUCAGCAGGUGUGGUUUCUUCCGAGGCCUCUCCUUGGCUUGCCAACAGCUUUCCUGGUGUGUCCUCACAGGUUCUCCCUCCGUGCAUGCGCCCACGUGUCUUUCUUCUAGAAGGACACCCGUUCGACCGCAUCGGGGCCCAUCCGAAGAGCAUGGUUUUAACUUCAUCCCCUCUGUAAAGGCUCAUCUCCAAAGACAAUCACGUUGGAAGUUUGAAGACGGGGACACUGAGGCAGCCAAGAGUUGGCUGAGCUGGGCAGAAGGAAAUGGUGGGGUCACUCAGUGGGGCCGAGGACCCUCCCAGGCCGCCGCAGCCGUCCCCACGCUGCCCACGACGCUGGGAGGGGCCGAGUUACCUGCUCCAGGUCACCUGCUCAGAAUCCAGAAUGGUGGCAUUGGGACAGGACUUCAGGAAUCAUCCAGUUUUCUCACCUGGGCUCACCCAGGGACCUGCUCUCCCCCAGUCCUAAGUGAUGGAUCUCCUGCAGACCUAGUUCAAUAG